AACAAGUACAAGCAAAGUCCUUUUCACUCUCUUCUUUGCUUAUUUACAGAAAGGGCGAAAAAAUCAAGAAAUUUUACAAAUUUCAUAAAUAUCUUACCUUGCUGACUUUGCUCAUCCAUUUUGCCCUAUUUCUCUCUGCCAAAUCUAAGAAAAUAAUGCAAGGAACUCAUUUGAGAGAGAAAAAGAAAUGUCGAGAGACUUUAUAAGAAACAAAGAGAACAAUGGGGUAACUUUGGCAAAGAUGCGGCUGGAGGUUUACUAUCACAGCUGCUGAUCAUCAAAGUCCCAUUCCCAGAUUUGUUUUGGUGUUUUGGUGCUUGUUAGCUUUUGAAGGCUGGAAUAGAAUCACUAUUGCAAAUCAUUGGAGUGAUCUUGAUUGAGCAGGUGCAAGGAGUCCGGCAUAAAAAUCUCUAAGGCUCGUUUUGGAAAGAUAUAGAGUAGUGAAAUAGAGUAAAUUGUUAUUCUGGCCUGGAUCCAUUACUUGGGUUUUUAUCACUGGUAUAAGGACCAGGCUUUGGCAAAGUCCAAACCGGUUGCACUAUUAUUCUUUGCUGGAAUCAUGGCAACUUUGUUACAUUCUGAGUCCAGACGCUUGUAUUCAUGGUGGUGGGACAGCCACAUUAGCCCUAAGAAUUCGAAAUGGCUUCAGGAAAAUCUUACAGAUAUGGAUACUAAAGUUAAAGCAAUGAUCAAACUGAUUGAAGAAGAUGCAGAUUCUUUUGCAAGAAGAGCAGAAAUGUACUAUGAAAAACGGCCAGAACUCAUAAAAUUGGUUGAGGAGUUCUAUAGAGCUUACCGUGCAUUAGCAGAGAGGUAUGAUCAUGCAACUGUGGAGCUUCGCCAGGCCCAUCGAACCAUGGCAGAAGUCCUUCCCAACCAGGUACCUUUUGUACUGGCUGAUGAAUCACCCUCAGGCUCUUCAGGCCCUGAGGUUGAGCCUCACACACCAGAAAUGCCACACCCAAUUCGUGCAUUCUUUGAUCCAGCUGACUUGCAAAAGGAUGCAAUGGGACUGUCUUCAACUUUUCAUGCUAUAAAAAAGAGUUCUGGAAAUUCAGAAGAAUCAGAGUCUGGGAUAAGCAAAAGGGGUUUAAAGCAGUUGAAUGAGAUCUUCGGGUCAGGAAUAGUGCCUCCAAGUUCCAACAUUGCUGAAGGAAGGAUGAAGAAGUGGAAUGGUGGUGAAGCAGAGGAUGGUGAGCUAGGUGGGUUUUCUCAGUUAUCUAUUGAGAAUCAAAAUCUGAAGACCCGGGUUCUUUCCGAGUCUGAGUGUGCUGGUAAAGCUGAAACUGAAUUACAAUUUUUGAAGAAAACUAUUGCUGAGAUUCAAGCUGAAAAGGAAGCUGUCCUUCUGCAGUACCAACAGAGUUUAAAGAAGUUAUCUAGCCUGGAGAGAGAACUAAAUGAAGCGCAAAAGGAUGCUGGGAAUCUUGACGAACGAGCCAGCAAAGCUGAAAUUGAAAUCAAAAUAUUGAAGGAAGCAUUAAGUAAAUUGGAAGCUGAGAGAGAUGCUGGUCUUCAUCAGUACAAUCAGUGUUUGGAAAGAAUAUCCAGCCUGGAGAAUACUAUUUCCCAAUCCCAAGAGGAUACAAAGGGGCUUAAUGAGAGGGCUUUUAAAGCAGAAAUUGGUGCUCGAAAUCUUAAGAUAGAGCUUUUUAGUUUAGAGGCUGAAAAGGAAGCUGGUCUUCUACGAUACAAGCAAUGUCUUGAUAUGAUAUCUGCAUUAGAAAAUAAAAUCUCACUUGCUGAGGAAAAUGUGGAAAUGCUUAACAUGCAAACUGAAAGAGCUGAAAGUGAAGUUAAAGCACUAAAAGAAGCUCUUGCUAAGCUGAAAGAAGAGAAAGAUAUUGCAGCUUUCCGGUAUGAGCAAUGCUUGGAAACAAUAGCCGAGAUGGAGAGUGAAAUUUCGUGUGCCCAAGAGGAUUCAAAACGAUUAAACAGUGAGAUUCUCCUCAAUGCUGAAAAAUUGAGGACUGUGGAAGAACAGCGUGUUUUGCUGGAGAGAUCGAAUCAAUCUCUACAGGUAGAGGCAGAUAAUCUGGUGCAGAAAAUAGCAAUUAAGGAUCAAGAACUUUCUGAGAAGCAAAAGGAGUUAGAGAAACUUCAGACAUCACUGCAGGAAGAACAUUUACAGUUUGUGCAAGUCGAAGCCACCCUACAAACUUUGCAAAAGUUACAUUCACAAUCUCAAGAAGAGCAGAGAGCUUUGACAUUGGAGAUUCAGAAUAGGCUUCAAAUGUUGAAGGAGUUGGAGAUCAGCAACCAUCAAUUGGAGGAAGACAUUCAGCAGGUGCAGGGAGAAAAUCAGAGUCUCAAUGAAUUAAACAGUUCUUCUUCCAUUUCUAUUAAGAAUCUGCAAGAUGAAAUUUUCAGCUUGAAGGAACUGAAAGAUAAACUUGAAAGUGAUGUUGCACUACAAAUUGUCCGAAGUAAUGUCCUCCAGCAAGAGGUUUACAAAUUGAAGGAGGAAAUUGAGGUGUUGAGUAGAGCAUACCAGGCUUUAAUUCAGCAGCUACUGUCUGUGGGUUUAAAUCCAGAAUGUAUAGAGCCGUCAGUGAAGGAAUUGCGAGAUGAAAACUCAAAGCUGAAAGAAGAAUGCAGCAAGCAUAGAGGUGAGACUGAAAUUCUUUAUGAGAAAUUGAGGGACAUGGAUGAUCUUUUGGAGAAGAAUGCUGUUUUGAGAAGUUCACUGUCAGAAUUUAAUGCCAAAUUGGAAGGGUCAAGGGAGCUGGUUGGGGAAUUGCAAAAGUCCCGUGAAUUUCUUCAGGGAGAAAAAUCUUCUCUUGUUGCUGAGAAAGCCACUGUUCUUUCUCAGUUACAGAUAAUGACUGAGAAUAUGCAGAAGCUCUUGGAGAAAAACACAUUGCUGGAAAGUUCUCUUUCUGGUGCCAAUAUUGAGCUUGAAGGCUUGAGAUCAAAGUCAAAGACCUUAGAAGAAUUUUGCCAAUAUCUCAAAAAUGAGAAAUCCAAUCUCGUAAAUGAAAAAGAGAGCCUGAUUUCUAAGCUAGAAAAUGUUGAAAAGAGGCUAUGCAUCCUGGAAUUCAGAUUUAAUAAACUGGAGGAAAAGUAUACUGACCUGGAGAAGGAGAAAGAGUCAACACUCUCUCAAGUAGAGGAACUACGGGAUUCCCUUGGUGUGGAACAACUAGAGCGUGCCUGUUAUGUGCAAUCAAGUGAAUCUCGAUUAGCAGAUAUAGAAAACCAUGUCCAUCUACUGCAAGAAGAAAGUGGGUUGAGGAAGAAAGAGUUUGAAGAAGAGAUGGAUAAAGCUGUCAAGGCUCAGGUUGAGAUCUUCAUCUUGCAAAAAUUUAUAAGAGACCUAGAGGAAAAAAACUUGUCUCUGUUGAUUGAAUGUCAGAAACAUAUUGAGGCAUCCAAAUUGUCAGAUAAACUAAUUAGGGAGUUGGAGAGUGAAAAUCUUGAGCAGCAGAUAGAGGGUGAAUUCCUGUUGGAUGAAAUUGAAAAACUGAGGUCUGGAAUUUUUCAGGUUUUCAGGGCUCUUCAGUUUGAUCCUGUUAACGGGCAUCAGGAUGCUAUUGAAUUGGAUCAAAUUCCUCUUUCACGUAUUCUGGAUAAUGUUGAAGACCUAAAGAGUUCACUAUCAAGGAACAAGGAGGAGAAGCAGCGGCUGCUAGUUGAGAACUCAGUGCUCUUGACUUUGAUCGGGCAACUUAAAUUAGAGGGCAUUGAACUUGAGUCCGAGAGUCAGGCCCUUGAGUAUGAGUUUGAGAUCAUGGAAAAGCAGAGUGCUAUGCUACAGAAAGAGAAGCAGGAGCUUCUAGAGAUGAACCAGCAGUUGAUGUUGGAAGUUUAUGAUGGAAAGCUGGAGAAAGAAAUAUUAAAUGCUGAACUGGAGACUCAACAUGUAAAGUUGAAGAGCAUGCAGGGAGCUUGCCUGCAAUUGCAGGAGGAAAAUUCCAAGCAGCUUGAAGAAAACAGAAGUUUGUUCAAGAAAUUUUUGGACCUCAAAGAGGAUAUGUGUACUCUUGAAGAUGAAAACAACAUUGCCCUACAAGAAGCAGUAGCCCUUGGUAGUCUCUCUCUCGUUUUAGAGACCUUCAGUGCUGAGAAAGCUAUUGAAGUUAAAGCACUUGCUGAAGAUGUAAGUGGUCUCCAAGUGAUUAACAUCGAUCUGAAGGAGAAGGUUGGGAAAUUGGAGGAGAAGUUGGACAAGAAAGAAGCUGAAAAUUUACGUCUGAAUGAAACUGUUGAAAAGUUACACAAGGAGCUAUAUGCUGUCAAAGAUUUGAAUGACCAAUUAAACUAUCAAAUUAUUAUUGGUAAUGAUUUUCUAAAACAAAAGACCAUUGAGCUUUCAGAAGCAGAUCAAAAGCUUCAGGCUGCACAUAACUUGAAUGCAGAGCUGUCCAGGUCUCUGGAGGAACUGACAAGGGAAUGUGAGGAAUCUAAACAGAUUAGAGAAAGUUUAGAGAAGCAGAUUCUCAAACUAUCCAAAGAUGGCAAAGAGCAGAAAAUGGAAAUUGAACACCUUCUUGAAGUAAAUGAAAAUUUGGGCUCUGAAGUUGUUACAUUGCAUAAGGAAAUCGAAGAACAAAAGAUGCGUGAAGAAAACCUGAGUCUAGAGCUGCAAGAGAGAAGCAAUGAGUUUGAACUCUGGGAGGCGGAGGCUGCAACAUUUUACUUUGAUUUCCAAGUUUCUGCCAUCCGUGAAGUUCUACUUGAAAAUAAGGUACAUGAGCUUACUGAAGUUUGUGAGACUCUUGAAGAAGAAAGUGCUCAAAAGAGUGCACAAAUAGGACAGAUGAAGGAAAAGGUUGAGUUCUUGGAAAGUGAAAUUGGAGGUUUGAAGGUCUGGAUGUCUGCAUAUAUUCCUGUCAUAUCUUCACUGAGAGACAGUAUAACUUCCCUUGAGCACAAUGCCCAUCUUCAGCGAAAGCUUUGUGUUCCAAGUAGUGAAAAAGACGAGCAGGAUGUAGAAAUGGCUGAUGAACUUCACGAAAUGAGGUCUGAGAAACUCAAAGAAGGACAAAUUUCUUUUUUGACAGCUGGAAUUUCAGACUUGCAGGAGUUGCACACUAGGCUUAAAGCAGUUGAAAAGGCAGUGAUGGAAGAGAUGGACAGGCUUGUAAAGCAAGAAAGUAAUAGGAACAGCAGCCAAAUUGAAGCUUCUGCUAAUGGCAUUGUGCCCCCAUAUCAUGAAGAGAAGAAAGAUAUGCAAGUUGGUGAUGAGCUUGCUCAAAACCUCCAGUCAAAGAAGAUGAAACCUGAAAUUUCUGAAUUGAGGAAUGGGAUAUUGUUGAAAGAUAUUCCCCUGGAUCAGGUCUCAGAUUGUUCGUUAUAUGGAAGGAGCAAGAGAGAGAAUAGAGCAGCUGAUGAUCAAAUGCUUGAGCUAUGGGAGUCUGCUGAGCAUGAAUGUGUUGUUGAUUCAACAAUGAAUGGCAUGCAUAAAGGGGCAAUUUUAGCAGGGGAGAUCAUUUCUUGUCAUCAGUUCGAUGGGGUAGAGCAGAAAAAUGAUGAUCUUUCUUUGGGAACACAGAUUGAGAAGGAGCUGAGUAUCGAUAAGCCUGAGAUAUCUACUAGCAUUAGAGAGCCAAAGAAAGGAGCAAAAGGCAGAAAGGUCUUAGAGAGACUUGCUUCUGAUGCUCAUAAAUUGACGAGUCUUCAAACUACUGUCAAAGAGCUGAAAAAGAGAAUGGAAACCAAAAAGAGGAAGAAGGCAUACGAUCUAGAAUAUGGCCAAGUUAAAGAGCAAUUGCAGGAGGUGGAGGAUGCCAUCAUAGAGUUGGUGAAUGUCAACAGUCCAUUAACUAAGGAUGUUGAAGGGAGUCUAUCUUUAGAUGGGACAAACUCAGCUGAGCUGGAAGAAUCUGGAAAUAGUGACAGGAAAAAUGUGCAAGAGCGGGCAGAAAAACGGUCUGAAAAGAUUGGAAGAUUACAGUUUGAGGUGCAGAGCGUGGAGUAUGUUUUGCUGAAACUGGAAGAUGAAAGGAAGAGCAAAGGAAAAAACAGAAAGGGUGUCCUCUUAAGGAACUUCAUCAACAGUGGUGGGAGACGAAUUGGAAGGCAGAAGAAGGCUUGUUUUUGUGGGUGUGCAAGACCUACUAAUGACUGAGGCUAGCAGACAGAAGAAAGCCUGUUGUUUCUUGUUAGCCACAAAUUUCCAUUGGGGGUAUUAUUCUUAAUAUCUAUCGAGAGCAAACUGUUACUACUAGCUUUUAGAGCAUUGUAAGAAUUAGGCCUCAUCUAAUCAAUCAAUAAGCUGCCUCCAGCAUUUUAUCAUGCAAUUUCUGGUAACAAUGUCAAAGAAUUAGAACUUUCUUUUAUAUCCAAUUACAUUUACUCUGGUCAAUGGAAUUUAAACUUGAAACAUGCAGCUCGACAGCUCAAGUCGCAUACUUCUAUCUCCAUUUUGGUUUUAGAUUUUACAAGGAGUUGGCUAUUUGAUGUUAUUGACCCUGGCAAUAGAACUACAAAUCAUUUGAUGUUACUUAAGCUGUGCUGGUCUCCGAAUACUUUCAAGGCCAUUGUCAUAAAAAAUGAUUUAGCAGCUGUCGCAGCUGCCGGCCGAACUUCACGUGAUAUUUAUCAAAACGCCAUCUCCAUAUCCCAAUGUAGAAGUUCUAAAGAAAAUGGAACCACUUUCAUUUCAGAGACCAGAAACAAAACCCCAUCAUUAAAAUACUCAUUCCAAAUGGGUGGGUGUUCAUAUGGUAGCAUUAGCAAAACCAGCAAGCUGUACAAUGCACAGUGACCUAGGGGUAUUUCAGAUCAAUGGGAUAACAUUAA
Molecule: messenger RNA, 6744 nt
Organism: Durio zibethinus
Lineage: Eukaryota; Viridiplantae; Streptophyta; Magnoliopsida; Malvales; Malvaceae
Product: protein NETWORKED 1A-like
Cellular component (GO): plasma membrane
Molecular function (GO): actin filament binding
Source: RefSeq, a predicted model, not a curated record